UAAAAUAUCAAAUGAAAUUAGUUUUCCUCUUUCCUCAUCUUCUUCUCUCCCAUCCUCUCUGUCCAAAACCCUAAAACCCAGUUUCGAAACCAAUCGCCAUUGUCAUGAAUCUUCCUCCGACUAAACCAAGUCUUCUGCCGCUGGACACUGCCCUCAAUCCGGAAUGUGCCCACUGUGCCUCUAAGGACAGCCGUCUCUUCCACCGCCUCUGGAUUCGGGGCAUGAGCCGCCGCGUCUGCACUUCCUGCGUCCUCCUCCUCCACCCGUCUUCCUUCUGCCCCUAUUGCUUCCAAUUUUUUGACCACCCUCUCUCUAAUACCUCCGCCCCUGCUCACCGCUUCCUGUCCUGCACCAAAUGCUCCUCACUCACUCACCUCGAUUGUCUCCCUUCGCCUCUGCCUUCCUCCCCUUUCCUCUGUCCACCUUGCUCUCAACCAAACUUCUCUUUUUUCCCCGAUUCCAUCUCCUCCCUGGACAAACGCCAUGCCCUCAUCCUCCUCUGUGCCUGUAAGGUUGCCUCCGCCGCCGCUUCCAAGUCUCUCGCCCUUGCCCGGACUAGAGUUGAGCGAACUGUCCGCGAGGCUGCCCUGGCGAGAAAGAGGGCACGGGACUCUUUGGACCAUUGCUCCAUUCUUGACAAGAUUAAGCGGCUGGGCCUUGAGGGCACUCUUGAGGUUUCUAAUGCCAGGAAUUUGGGAACACAUCAUAAUAAUGUUGUGUGUAAAAAAGAGGAGUUAAAUAGUUUCACAGGACAGAGUAAGGUUAAUGUUAAGGGACCUUCUGAGGUGCCGCUCUUGCCUCGUCCUGUCAUUAAAAGUGGGAAUAAUGAAGGCAAAUUAUUGACUCGAUAGAGGAGUUGAUAGGCUAGGAUAGUUGAUGUUGCCUCUACCAAUAUUUUGUAAGUGGCACUGGAAAAACAUUCAGAUUUAUCCAAGGUAGAAGAAGCUAGCGACUGUGUUCUGAUUUUCAGUUGUGGUGGAAUUAUGAGCAAUUGGUUCAUUUUUCAUUGGAUAUAUAUACCCUUGUAAAGCUUCCUUAGUAAUGUGAUUAUGCAAUUUAAGUGCUAUAAGCUGUAAUUACUUCAA
This is a messenger RNA of Vigna radiata var. radiata (mung bean), 1085 nucleotides long. RefSeq lists its product as uncharacterized. The coding region runs from base 105 to 851 and encodes 248 amino acids. The transcript has 2 exons. NCBI's taxonomy places the organism in Eukaryota, Viridiplantae, Streptophyta, Magnoliopsida, Fabales, Fabaceae. The record is from RefSeq and is a predicted model, not a curated record.